This is a messenger RNA of Thyridium curvatum, 1188 nucleotides long. RefSeq lists its product as uncharacterized. The record is from RefSeq and is a predicted model, not a curated record. Bases 1 to 1188 code for a protein of 395 amino acids. NCBI's taxonomy places the organism in Eukaryota, Fungi, Ascomycota, Sordariomycetes, Thyridiales, Thyridiaceae. Gene Ontology annotation, molecular function: L-iditol 2-dehydrogenase (NAD+) activity; zinc ion binding. Gene Ontology annotation, biological process: D-sorbitol catabolic process. The transcript has 2 exons.
AUGGCGUCUUCCUCCUCCUCCUCCGCCGCCGCCGCCGCCGCCGCCGCCCUCACCACCGAGGGCAAAUCUAACCUCUCCUUCGUCCUCAACAAGCCCCACGACGUCGAUUUCGCCGACCGGCCCCUCCCGACCCUGCGCUCGCCGAGGGACGUCCUCGUCGCCGUCAACUACACGGGCAUCUGCGGCUCCGACGUGCACUACUGGGAGCACGGCGCCAUCGGCCACUUUGUCGUCAAGGACCCCAUGGUCCUCGGCCACGAGUCGGCCGGCACCGUCGUCGAGGUCGGCCCGGAGGUGUCGUCCCUCGCCGUCGGCGACCGCGUCGCCCUCGAGCCCGGCUACCCCUGCCGCCACUGCAAGCCCUGCCUCUCGGGCCACUACAACCUCUGCCCGGAGAUGCGCUUCGCCGCCACCCCGCCCUACGACGGCACCCUGACCGGCUUCUGGUCCGCCCCGGCCGACUUCUGCUACCGGCUGCCCCCCUCCGUCUCCCUGCAGGAGGGCGCCCUGGUCGAGCCCCUCGCCGUCGCCGUCCACAUCGUCCGCCAGGCCCGCGUCGCCCCGGGCCAGUCCGUCGUCGUCAUGGGCGCCGGCCCCGUGGGCCUGCUGUGCGCCGCCGUCGCGCGCGCCUUCGGCGCCGCCAAGGUCGUCUCGGUCGACAUCCUGCAGAGCAAGCUCGACUUUGCGCUGUCCUUCGCCAGCACCCACGCCUACCUCUCGAGGCGCGUCCCCGCCGAGGACAACGCCGAGGCCAUCCGGCGCCUGUGCGGCCUGCCGCUCGGCGCCGACGCCGUCAUCGACGCCUCGGGCGCCGAGCCCAGCAUCCAGGCCAGCCAGCACGUCGUGCGCACGGGCGGCACCUACGUCCAGGGCGGCAUGGGCAAGUCGGACAUCACCUUCCCCAUCAUGGCCAUGUGCAUCAAGGAGGUCACCGUCCGCGGCUCCUUCCGCUACGGCUCCGGCGACUACGAGCUCGCCAUCCAGCUCGUCGAGAGCGGCCAGGUCGACGUCAAGAGGCUCAUCACCGGCACCGUCCCCUUCCGCCAGGCCGAGGAGGCCUUCAAGAAGGUCAAGGAGGGCGAGGUCAUCAAGAUCCUGAUCGCGGGGCCCAACGAGAAGGUCGAGGGGGCGAUGAGCACCGCCGUCGACGAGGCCAAGGUCAAGGAGGGCGGUGCGGCGUGCUGCUAG